This is a messenger RNA of Sesamum indicum (sesame), 807 nucleotides long. Its product is annotated as expansin-B4-like. Gene Ontology annotation, cellular component: extracellular region. Gene Ontology annotation, biological process: sexual reproduction. Lineage: Eukaryota; Viridiplantae; Streptophyta; Magnoliopsida; Lamiales; Pedaliaceae. The record is from RefSeq and is a predicted model, not a curated record.
AUGUUCGAUUUUCUCAACUAUCGUCGUUUCUCAAUUCCAACUAUUGUCGCGAUUUUUGUCAUUUUAAACGACUACUGCUUCUGCAUGAGUUCAGAAUCAGUGAAUGCGACUCUUGACAGUACUUUCUCCUCGGCUGUAGCUACGUGGUAUGGGAGUCCUACGGGUGCUGGAAGUGGGGGGGCUUGUGGUUUUGCAGAUGAUGUAGCAAAUUACCCCUACCAAGGAUACGUUGCUGCAGGAAAUAACAAUUUAUUCAAAUCGGGAAAGGGUUGUGGUACUUGUUAUCGGGUAAAAUGCUAUCAAAAUCGAGCAUGCUCAGGAUAUCCAAUUCGUAUAACAAUCACAGAUGAGUGUCCUGGUGCCUGUAACAAUGAUGCAAUUCACUUCGACUUAAGUGGAAAAGCUUUUGGAUCCUUAGCAAAGCCCGGGAAAGCUGACACAUUACGAAACACUGGAAGAAUCAAUAUUCAAUAUCAAAGGGUACGAUGCUACUAUCGUGUUGGUAUACGAUUUAAGAUCGAUACGGGCUCGAACCCUUACUACUUGGCUUUUGCUGUUGAAUACGUUGGUGGAGAUGGUGACAUUGGUCUGGUUGAGUUAUUACCUUCGAACGCAAGGGGUAGAUGGCUGGGCAUGCAGCAGUCCUGGGGGGCAACAUGGAAAGCAGAUAUACCUGUCGGAACAAAAGGCCCUUAUUCUGUGAGGAUAACGACACUUCAGUCCAAGAAAACAGUUGUAGCACGCAGAGUGAUUCCAGCUGAUUGGGCACCGGGAAAAUACUAUGGAUCUAGGGUUAACUUUAAAUAA